Euleptes europaea (tarantolino) is the source of this 1289-nucleotide messenger RNA. RefSeq names its product Wnt family member 5A (gene WNT5A). Gene Ontology annotation, cellular component: extracellular region. Bases 9 to 1166 code for a protein of 385 amino acids. The transcript is spliced from 5 exons. Gene Ontology annotation, biological process: multicellular organism development; canonical Wnt signaling pathway; cell fate commitment. The record is from RefSeq and is a predicted model, not a curated record. Lineage: Eukaryota; Metazoa; Chordata; Lepidosauria; Squamata; Sphaerodactylidae. Gene Ontology annotation, molecular function: frizzled binding; cytokine activity.
CCCCAACAAUGGAGAAGUCGAUGGGACCCUCGGCCCAAAGUGGAGCGUUGUGGAUGCUGGGCAGGGCAAUGCCGUCCAAGUCCCUCUUCUUGGGUCUGGCCAUCUUCUCCUCGCUUGUCCAAGUGGUGAUAGAAGCCAGCUCUUGGUGGUCUCUGGGCAUGAACCACAUGAAUCCCAUGAACCCUGUUCAGAUGCCAGAGGUGUACAUAAUCGGAGCCCAGCCGUUGUGCAGCCAGCUGGCAGGGCUUUCCCAAGGACAGAAGAAGCUCUGCCACUUGUACCAGGACCACAUGCAGUACAUCGGAGAGGGAGCAAAGACUGGGAUUAAGGAAUGCCAGUAUCAGUUCCGCCACAGACGAUGGAAUUGUAGCACUGUGGAUAAUAACUCUGUUUUUGGCAGAGUCAUGCAGAUAGGCAGCAGGGAGACUGCCUUCACUUAUGCUGUCAGCGCUGCUGGAGUGGUCAAUGCAAUGAGCCGGGCCUGCCGAGAGGGGGAGCUCUCCUCCUGUGGUUGCAGCAGGGCUGCCCGACCGAAAGAUUUACCUCGGGACUGGCUGUGGGGUGGCUGUGGGGACAACAUUGACUACGGCUACCGCUUUGCCAAGGAGUUUGUGGAUGCCCGCGAGCGAGAGAGAAUAUAUCAGAAAGGAUCUUACGAGAGUUCCAGGAUUUUGAUGAACCUGCAUAACAAUGAGGCGGGGAGAAGAACGGUGUAUAGCUUGGCAGACGUGGCCUGUAAAUGUCAUGGUGUGUCUGGUUCCUGCAGUCUGAAGACCUGUUGGCUACAGUUGGCCGACUUUCGCAAAGUCGGCGAUGCUCUGAAGGAGAAAUACGACAGCGCGGCAGCUAUGAAACUCAACGCCCGGGGCAAGCUGGUGCAGGUGAACAGCCGCUUCAAUGCCCCAACCAUCUAUGACCUUGUGUACAUUGACCCCAGCCCAGACUACUGCGUGCGCAACGAGAGCACCGGCUCCCUGGGCACGCAGGGCCGGCUCUGCAAUAAGACUUCCGAAGGCAUGGAUGGCUGCGAACUCAUGUGCUGCGGGCGAGGCUACGACCAGUUCAAGACAGUGCAGACAGAACGCUGCCACUGCAAGUUCCAUUGGUGCUGCUAUGUGAAAUGCAAGAAGUGCACAGAAAUUGUGGACCAGUUUGUAUGCAAAUAGGUGGGGGAUGGGCGGGAGGAGCUCUUCCGGUCUACCAGCAGGGGGCGCUGUCCCGAGAUGAUUUUCCGCUCUUAUUUAUAGAGCCCAAUGGGUUGCUUUCCUUGUUUAUAUAUUAAAAAACUU